AUGCGGCUCGUUAUAAAAAAUUUGCCACCAAAAAUUACAGAAAGCAACAUAAGAACGAUUUUUGAAGAGUACGGUACCAUCACGGACAUAUUUCUUAUGAAAAAGAAUGAGUUGGUUAAUAGGGGGGUGUGUUUUAUAGGUUAUAGCAAGCAAGAGUAUGCCAGAGAAGCGAUCAGGCAGAGACACCGUAGUUACGUCCAAAAUAGACAGAUAACGCUUGAAAUGGUUAGAGAUGAAGGAUUAAAACAGUUAACGAAAGAAUUGAAAAGUAUGGGAAGCGAAUCCAAUCGUGAUGACGACGAUCUACCUGUCGAAAUAAAGAGCAAAUCGUUGUAUUUAACAAAAUUGCCACCAAUGGUAUGCAAAGAGGACAUUUUGAACUAUUUUAGUGAUUGCAGUGUUAAGGACAUUGAAAUGCUAUUGGACGAGAAAACAGGCAAAUUCUACGGCCAUGCCGUAAUUACGAUGAACGAUCUCGAAAGCGCAAAGAAGGCAAUGGAACGAAAGGAUGUGCUUUUAGGGCGUAGGAUUAGUGUAUCAUUCUACAAAGAGCCUUCAUCCAAGAAAACUUACUAUUCACAGCUGUUUUUUAAUUUUGAAUCUGUGGUUGAGUCAAUUUGCAACGAGGAGAAGAUUACGAGAAAGGAGCUGCUGAAUUUGAAGGAUGAGAACUUAGGUACGCGCAUAUCUCUGGUUGAGACACAUCUUGUCGAGCAAACACGCCGAUUUUUGGAGAACAACAAUAUCAACCUCGAUAAUUUGACCGGAAAAGUAAAUAAGAAGGUCCUUAUUGUACGGAAUAGCAAUCUCCUGUCCCUUAAUUUCAGGAGCUGUGCCAUAAAAGUGGCACCGUCCAAGUGUCUGGCGCUCCUUGAGUUCAAAUCUGAAGAGGCGGCUAAAAAAGUUUACGAUGAACUGCAAUACAGGAGAGUAAAAGACAAGGCGAUAUAUGUCGACUUUCUGCCUGUGUCGAAAGUUGAACACAAAGAAAUUGAAUUUACAAACAAGAUUAUCAUCAAAAACAUACCAUUCCAAGCUAAUAAGGAGGAGAUCAAGCGCAUAUUGACAUCACAGGUUAAGCUGAAGGAUAUAAGACUCCCAAAAAAGAGAGACGGCAUGCACAAAGGAUAUUGCUUCGUUACUUUGAACAGCCCUGAGGACGCCAAGGCUGUGUAUCAAUAUUUCGGGAACAACACACACUUAUACGGCCGAAGAUUGGUCAUCGAACCUGCCCAGAAAUGAUACGGUGAAGUGCCCGUCUGACACCAUUUCACUAUUCUGCAAAUAAAAAGUUACGGUAUAAAACGAAAUAUGAUUUAAAGAGCAGCACGAUCCAAUUGUUUUGUCAAUAAAGAUCAUUUAUACACCAAUUGCAUCCAUAAUUGCACUGUGUUACGAAUUGAAUGGGAAUAAACUUUUUGAACAAGCACAGUGUUACACUUCCCUAAUGGUGCUGGUUGAAUGCAUAACUCCAACGUUUUGCCAGGCUCACUUCCAUAGAAUUUUGCCACGCAUCAUGCUAAUAACACCUGCCAACAAACAGCAAGCUGCUUUAAAGCUUGUUUCAGAUAUAAGCACGGCCAUACGUUCCGCAAACAAAAAAAUGUAUUUACUAUCCCAUUCAUACAACAUAAGUUUUUGUUACACGUUCUACGUUAUAAAUGGUGUGAUUCGAUACCGUUUCAUGUUUCAAAUAGGGAUAUCCAUCAAAAACACAAAACAAGGGUGCACCCCCAAUGGAACUCGAUUAUUACUUUUAUCCCGAUGAGUACUUGGAAUAUGAUUUAGACGACUUGAACAUCCCAGUUUCAAUUUUCUUUGAGACAUGCGAAGACGAGCUAGAGGAUUAUCCUCUGCCACAUGCCAAGAAUGAAAAGUUUAAGCUUGACUUCGGAAUAUUUGACUUUAACAUAAAGUAAAACUAAUAUAACAGAUUGUAUACGUGAUUUAUACCGUGAACAACACACAAAUUACGUUUAUUUCUCGAUGCUAUUUACUCGUCGCAACUUUUACAAGAAAUUACCGUUCCUCAUGUCUUCUUAAUAAAACAUCCUUUUGCA
This is a messenger RNA of Vavraia culicis subsp. floridensis, 2060 nucleotides long. RefSeq lists its product as uncharacterized. The transcript has a single exon. The coding region runs from base 1 to 1242 and encodes 413 amino acids. NCBI's taxonomy places the organism in Eukaryota, Fungi, Microsporidia, Pleistophoridae. Gene Ontology annotation, molecular function: RNA binding. The record is from RefSeq and is a predicted model, not a curated record.